Hibiscus syriacus is the source of this 562-nucleotide messenger RNA. RefSeq names its product chloroplastic import inner membrane translocase subunit TIM22-2-like. Lineage: Eukaryota; Viridiplantae; Streptophyta; Magnoliopsida; Malvales; Malvaceae. The annotation marks the transcript as partial. Gene Ontology annotation, cellular component: chloroplast envelope; TIM22 mitochondrial import inner membrane insertion complex. The record is from RefSeq and is a predicted model, not a curated record. Gene Ontology annotation, molecular function: transmembrane protein transporter activity. The transcript has 4 exons. Gene Ontology annotation, biological process: protein targeting to chloroplast; protein insertion into mitochondrial inner membrane.
UGGGGCUUAUUUGUCUGCUUAGAUCAGGUAUACACUUUCUUUAAUUUCCGCUUUUCUGUGAUCGUUGCAGGUUCGGGAUUGAUUAAAAAGAAGGGCUUUAAAGGCUCCUUUGUGGAGGCAGGAUCUUAUGCUAAGACGUUUGCAGUUUUGUCCGGUGUACACAGUUUGGUUGUUUGCUUUUUGAAGAGGCUGCGAGGAAAAGAUGAUGUUAUUAAUGCUGGUGUAGCCGGAUGUUGCACUGGACUUGCUCUAAGUUUUCCAGGUGCACCCCAGGCACUUCUUCAAAGCUGCCUCACCUUUGGAGCCUUCUCGUUUAUCAUGGAAGGGCUUAAAAAGCAGCAGCCAGCGCUGGCACAUUCAUUUUCUCCGAGAAACAAGAGUGGAACACGCCCUUUGGCUCUCCCUCUUUCUCUCCCUCUUCCAGAUGAGCUCAAAGGAGCUUUCUCUUCCUUCUUCAAGUCCUUAGUAAAACCAAAUAAAGGCAGCUCUUGGACCGCUAACUGACGGGGCUGCCAUUUUUGUGUUCUUGUGUUUUGUAUAUCGUUGCAAGUGUGAGUGUUGA